AUGUCACAGGUGCAUGCAGCCAUUGAGCAGCAGUUGCAUGACGCACUGCAACCUUUGGACAACUUGCAGGCAUGCGAUACCAUUGGGGGAAUUUCAGUUGCUGUAUUGUGCUUGUUGGCUUUGGCCGUGUGCUUCUUUGGCUACCGAAUCUACAAGUUGGCCUUCGCAGUCUUUGCCUUCAUUGUGGGAUUUGGCUUCGAAGCUGCAGUUGGCUCUGCAUGGAUUGCCCAGGGCAACGAGGAGGGUCUCACUGAGAAGGUCAUUGUCCUUGUGUGCUCCAUCCUUUGGGGUACGCUUUUCCUUGUGUUGGCUCGCAGAUACCAAGAGAAUGUUGAAAAGAUCAUAGGUUUUGUCUUUGGCGCUUGCCUUGGCCUUGCGGUCACCAUAGCUGUGCUCUACAUCCUCCAAGCGCCAUUGGACAAAGCUCUUGGGACAAAGGGUCAGGGCUGGGAGAAUUUUGCAGGCAUCACGCUGGGCGUUCCAAUUGCUUUGCUAACAGGCUACCUGUGCAGGACUUGGGUGAAGCACCUGGUCAUGCUUGUCACAGCUUUUGUGGGCGCAGCUGCAGCCUGGCGUUGGGGCAAAGCCUUGCUAGGAUGCACGCAGGCCAACUCCGACCUCCUGGAGAAUCACAUCUUCAAUUUGGCAAUUUUCAUAGGCUUGGGCUUGAUUGGCUUGGCUGUGCAGUUCUGCUUCCAACCGCACAAAUCCGUGACAAAGUCUUCAGCACCAAGCACAGCUCCUGCUGCAGAGCCAUGA
Durusdinium trenchii is the source of this 759-nucleotide messenger RNA. The record is from the annotation of a GenBank genome assembly. Lineage: Eukaryota; Dinophyceae; Suessiales; Symbiodiniaceae.